Saitoella complicata NRRL Y-17804 is the source of this 281-nucleotide messenger RNA. RefSeq names its product ubiquitin. The coding region runs from base 45 to 281 and encodes 78 amino acids. The record is from RefSeq and is a predicted model, not a curated record. Gene Ontology annotation, cellular component: nucleus; cytoplasm. Gene Ontology annotation, biological process: regulation of proteolysis; protein neddylation; modification-dependent protein catabolic process. Gene Ontology annotation, molecular function: ubiquitin protein ligase binding; protein tag activity. The transcript has 5 exons. Lineage: Eukaryota; Fungi; Ascomycota; Saitoellomycetes; Saitoellales; Saitoellaceae.
CUCGAAGCAUUCGCAACCAAACAGAAAGGAUAGGAUAGGAUACAAUGCUCAUCAAGGUCAAGACUCUUACUGGCAAGGAGAUUGAGCUCGACAUCGAGCCUUCUGACAAGGUUUCCAGAAUCAAGGAGCGCGUUGAGGAGAAGGAGGGUAUCCCACCAGCACAGCAGCGUCUUAUCUUUGGUGGAAAGCAGAUGAGCGACGAGAAUACCGCUGAGUUUUACAAGUUGGAAGGAGGGUCUACGCUUCACUUGGUGUUGGCUUUGCGAGGAGGAGCUUUGUAA